UAUCGCUUCUCUUCUUCUUGUAUUCUAUCCAAAACAAAAAAGCCUCCAUAGAAGCAGCAAGCAAGCAAGCAAACAAUGAACCUCCUAAAAACCACCACCAAUACUCUCUUCGGUUCUCUCUUUAUCCACCACUCCAACCAAACAACAUCUCAUUCCUUCUUAUUCUCACUCCAACUUCCCAAACACAACAAAUCCUUUCAUCUCAAAUUACCAUCAUCCUCCUCUAAAACCCCUACCCCCGCAACAUUCGAUUUCCAAGAAGAUGACGAAUUCGACGAAGAUGAAGAUGAAGAAGAAGAAGAAGAAGAAGAGGAAGAUGUAUAUGUUCCGUUGAGUAACAUGAGGCAGUGGACUCGAAACAAGCCCAGAGGCUUUGGUGAAGACAAAGUCUAUGACACCACCCUCGAAGAUAAGUUAUUGCAAGAGCUGGAGCAGAGUAGGGCCGCUCAACUUGUCAAUAUCAAUAACCUCAAGAACAACCCCAACCCCAACCCCCUUCCCCAAACCAAAGAAGUGGUUCCAAGUGGAAUUCGUGUACGUUUGUUUAAUCUUCCAAAGAAAAAGAACAUCCACAGAGACUUGCAAGCAGCUUUUAAACCCUUUACUGGAAUUACACACAUCAUUCCAGCCGUUUCCGGUAACCAAAAGACCAGAGACCCUGUUUGUAAAGGCUUUGCCUUUCUUCAUUUCAAGUCUCACAAAGAGGCUAACAGAUUUGUGGAUAUAGUUUCAACACAGCCCAUCACUUUUGGUAAGGUUCAGAAGCAAAUCAGAUGUGAAAUAAUGCCAUCGGUUGUUGAUAGAAAAGAAAGCCCUCUGCCAGUUUUCAGUGCCACUAUGGCUCCUCCUGUUACUCAAACACCACUUGACCCAUCUCUUGAAGUUGAACAGGCCGCUUUUGAUAAGUUGAAAAUUGGUGAUGAUGACCUUGUAUCAGCAACCGAUGAUGACAAUGACAACAGUUUUGGAAAUGUGGUUGAAAAAAAACAUGAAGCUGAAGUGAGUUCAGAGUCAUUAAAGAAACAGAAGGUGGUUAUGGAAAAGGGGAAGAAGACAACAAGGGCCAAGAAGAAAGUAGAGACUACACCUAAACUCACUAUUCCUGGAUCUGCAAACAGGUUGAAGAUGAAGGAGAAGGCUCUGCUCUCUGGUGUAUUUUCAAAAUAUGGAGGCAAAUCUAGUGAUUGAGGGGAACAUUUUUGUUAAAAAUUUAUAUUUUUCUAAUGUUUGUUUGUUACGUACAUUGAUUCAUGACCUUAGGUUAAUGUAUUUAAUGAAAUUCAGAGGUUGGGAGGGAUUGCAAAAUAAAUGGUAGGUUUGUUGCACCAA
This is a messenger RNA of Helianthus annuus (common sunflower), 1329 nucleotides long. RefSeq lists its product as uncharacterized. The transcript has 4 exons. Gene Ontology annotation, molecular function: nucleic acid binding. The record is from RefSeq and is a predicted model, not a curated record. NCBI's taxonomy places the organism in Eukaryota, Viridiplantae, Streptophyta, Magnoliopsida, Asterales, Asteraceae. The coding region runs from base 76 to 1188 and encodes 370 amino acids.